Symbiodinium natans is the source of this 370-nucleotide messenger RNA. Lineage: Eukaryota; Dinophyceae; Suessiales; Symbiodiniaceae. The record is from the annotation of a GenBank genome assembly.
GACAGUGCACGGGGGCCACAGCGAACAGUCCUCGGGAGGUGCGCAGCCCUGGGGCUCUUGGCCACAGGGGCCGGCGCAGCAGUAUUGGCAAGGUGGCGAUUGGUGGAGCAGCGGAGCACAAGGGGGAGGGGCCCACGCCAGCGGCCACUCUUACGGCUAUUGGGGCGGCGGUGGCGACGGUGGUUGGGCAGGACCCUCCUGGCAUGGCCACUGGGAUGCGAACUCCUGGGGCACCUCUGCGAGCCCCCUCGCGCUUUCCGACGGCUCCUACUACAGCGACACCGAUGAGGACUCCUUGUCGGCGAUGUCGGAUGCCCAUUGGGGCGAUCACUCCGGAGGAGGCGGGCAGACCUGGCCUUCGCGCGGGUGA